CCCCCACCUGCGCUUAUCAGUUACCGCUACCAAUCGCUCCGCUCUUCUCCUCUCCUCUCUCCUCAACGGCAGUCACCAGCCCGCCCCGCCGCCGCCGCCUCCGGACCCGAGCUUCUCCGGGCGUCCAUUCGAAGCCGGCAUGUCCGGCGCCGGCCCCGCCCUCCUCCACCACCAUCACGGGGCUUCAAUCAGAGCAGCAUUACCUUUAUAUCAUGCAGAUGGCAGAUUUCUUCCAGGAUCUUGUUACCUGAGUAAAUCGCCUGUAUUGCGCAGAAUGAGUGUGUCUUCAGUUUGUGGAGCCAGUCCCAACAACAAUAGGCCAAGGAAUCUGGAUAUCUCACGACAACAAAAGAGGGGUUCUUCAAGGGGGAAAAGUAAGCCAUUCCAAGAAAGAGACGACUCUGAGAAUAAUGAUGAAUUUGAUAGUGAUAUGUUCUCCAAAAAUGGACCGCCUGUCUCUUUGGCAAGCAACUCACGUCCCCAGGCAACAUCAACUCCAGGGGAAAGGGAGAAGGAGAUUGUAGAACUCUUUAAACGGGUUCAAGCACAACUGCGAGCGAGGGGAAAAGGCAGGGAGGACAAGAAGCCUGAACCUGCAAAAUCUCAGGGUGAGAGGGGCAGUGUUGACUCCCUCCUUAAUUUGCUCAGGAAACACUCAGUGGACCAAAGAAGAAAGGGCACUGAUGAGAAAGAGCAGAAUUUGGAUCAAACAUGGAGGAGCAAUGAUUCUGGAAGUAAGCAAAGUUCAAGGAUCUUUGGCACUAAAAGCGACACUCAGGAAGGGCAGAAGCCACCUCCUGCAUCCUUUCAGAGACCACCUUCAAGUUUCAGGCGAAGAUCUCCUGUUCCUGGUGUUAAGUUCCAGCUCGUCACCAAUGCAGAUGCAGACUCUGAUGCCAAGUCUAGCGUCAAUGGCAUGGCUGAUGCUGUACUGAAAGCUAAGAUGCCACUCGAGGAGGAGACUGCUUCGGAUGAACCUGAUUCAGUUUCUCUGUAUGAGCCUGACGCUGUCAUAUCACCAGAAAACACAUCGUUGGAUGACUUUGUUGUUUCAGAUGAUGAUUCAUAUGUACUGGAUAAUGAUGAACCCAAUGAGUAUGUGGAACCUUUGGAAGAUCCUGAUGUUACUGAUGGCAGCACAUCCCACGAUGACAGUCUAGAAUGUUCUUCUGCAGAAGUUCCUGAUCUAAGCUUGCUCAAGGUCACAGAACUAAGGGAGCUGGCAAAAUCUCGAGGAAUAAAAGGUUAUUCAAAGAUGAAGAAAAGUGAGUUAGUAGCAGUACUGAGCAACACGGCCUGAUCCAUUGGUGCAAUGGCACGCCUCCUGUUUGAGCCCACCAUUUUGCUUCCCACUGUCAUGGGCAUGGGCACAACUUUUCUCUUGCUGUUUUUGCCAAGAGCAUGUCCUUUUAGAUAGAAAAUUGUAAAUGAGCAAGGUUUAUCUUUCUUAUGCUGGCUCCUUUUGCUGACCUAGCUUUUUAAUUAAUAAGCUGAACUCUGUUAGAAUUGAGUAAGCUGUAAGCUAGCCGGGACAUUUAUUUCUGUGUUGUAGUACUGCCGUGGUUACUCAGUGAACUUGUAAAGCUGCAAUGACUGAUUGGUGCUGAUAUUAUUCUGAUCUGUUAUGCUCCA
Messenger RNA from Brachypodium distachyon (stiff brome), 1632 nucleotides. RefSeq names its product SAP-like protein BP-73. The transcript is spliced from 2 exons. Bases 140 to 1300 code for a protein of 386 amino acids. Lineage: Eukaryota; Viridiplantae; Streptophyta; Magnoliopsida; Poales; Poaceae. Gene Ontology annotation, biological process: DNA-templated transcription termination. The record is from RefSeq and is a predicted model, not a curated record.